Molecule: messenger RNA, 2775 nt
Organism: Trypanosoma theileri
Lineage: Eukaryota; Euglenozoa; Kinetoplastea; Trypanosomatida; Trypanosomatidae
Product: kinesin
Exons: 1
Coding region: 1-2775 (924 amino acids)
Biological process (GO): microtubule-based movement; mitotic spindle organization
Molecular function (GO): microtubule motor activity; microtubule binding; ATP binding
Source: RefSeq, a predicted model, not a curated record
AUGGAAAAUAUACGAGUACUGGUGCGAGUCCGUCCAUUUUUGCCAGAUGAAGAAGAACAACCAUAUUUAACAGUUAGAGGGCACCAAAUUAGUGUUGGAGAUGAACGUCAGUUUGCAUUUGAUAAUAUAUUUGACAUGGAAGCAAGUAAUAAAACAGUGAAUGAAGCUAUUGUAGGACCACUUGUGGAUGCAUUUGUGAAGGGUUAUACCGUUUCCACUAUAGCAUAUGGACAAACAGGUGCAGGUAAAACACAUACAAUGUCUAGCCUCUCAUCAGAUGUUGUUCGACGUGUGUAUGAACUUUUGAAAGUUAAUCCCAUUACUACCAAUUCAACCGUAACUGUAGAUUCUGGAACUAUUAAUUCUACUACCAAUAUUAAUGAUGGUGAUAAUACUGAUCCUCCCCUAUUUAACCGGAAACCUGAGUUUCGUUUCUCUGCUGUUGAAGUGUACAAUGAACACGUUAGCGAUCUUAUAGCUUCAAUGACAGCAGCUUCACAACCUUCAGUUUCGCUUGCAAGUGCCUCUUUGGGUCCAUCGUUGCCGUUGCGUGAGGGUGCGCGUUGUGGGGUGUAUAUUCAGGGACUUUCUGAGGUGACUGUGGACAGUGAGGAGGAGUUGUUAGCAUGGUUUGAAAGAUCAACUGCUAAUCGUCGCACAGCUUCCACAUUGAUGAAUAUAACGAGUUCCCGUUCCCAUUGCCUUCUCACUGUAACUCUUACCCACAACGGAACAGUGUCGAGGUUUGGACUGGUAGACCUUGCGGGGAGUGAACGUAUUAAAAAAGCAUAUGGUAGACGAUUUUCAACAGGAGGCAUAGAUGGAACAGAUGAUGAACGUGCAGCAGCACGUAGUAUAGAAAUUGCAUCAAGAAUGCGUGAAGGUAUUAGUAUUAAUAGUGGUCUUCUCGCACUUGGAAAUGUUAUUGUUGCCCUUUGCGAAAGGAAAUCACAUGUACCAUAUCGAACCUCCAAGUUAACACGGUUAUUACAACCAAUGUUGAGUGGUAACUCUAAAACGACUAUGAUUGCCUGUGUUUCACCAUGUGUUUCAUCAUUUGAAGAAACACUUAAUACAUUAAAAUAUGCUGAUCGUGCUAAAUCUAUCCGUACUACUCCAUUUCAAGUAGCAACUAGCUGUACAACAUUAGAAGAUGCAGAGAAAACCAUAUUGUGGCUUCGAAAACAGCUAGAAGAUGCACAUGAACAGCUUCGGGAUCACCAAUCAUUGUCAUCUUAUGCUUUUCAAGAAAAAGAAAAAACUCGAUUGGAAGAGGUUGAAGAAUUACUUGCACGUGAACGUAGUUUGACUACCCGACUUCAAGAAGAUCUCUUUAACGCUGAGUACACUGCGAUGGUAGAAGUAGAAAAGCGUAAAUCUCUGGAAAAACGUCUACAGGAACUUGAGGCGGGAUACCAGACGAAUAUGGACGUAGUAGAAUCAGAUGUCGCAAAACAGGUAGAGGAUAUUACAUUUUUAGAUGAAGGUAAUUCUGAAGUGAAACGAUCGCUUCUGGAUCAAUUAGAGGCUGAACGGGAUGAACUAAAGGCUUUGAAAGAGGAAAAAGAAGCUGAUACGGCUCGACUAGCAAGACUUGGUGAAACAGUGUCUUCAUUAGACCAUGAAGUGGAUGACUCUAUACAAGAAAAACUCUCUCGAGAAAUUGAGUCGAAGGAGCGUUUAAUCCAUCAGUUAGUCCAACAAAACGAAGAGGCGGCACAGGCAUUAGAACACUCUAAGAAACGACAAGAUGAAAUGAUGAGCGUCAAACGCCGAUUAGAGGAGGAGUUGGCCCGUGCCGAAGCUAAAUUAGAGACAACUGAAAUGGAACGAUAUGGUAAAGAAAAAGAACGACGUAAAUUACAGGCGCAUUACCAACAACGACUACGCAAAGCGGAGGAGGAAGUUGCAGAGUAUAGAAGGAAAGUUCAGGAGGCCACAAGUCUUGUUAAUGCACGUGAGGCAAAUGCUGAAAUGAUUAAGCAACUACAGGCGCAUGUAUUAGAAAUGAAUGAUGAACUCAAUAGACAGCGCUUCACUGUACGAGAGGGACAGCAACGAGUUCAAAAAAUGACGCUCUCUCACGCGCAAGAAGUGAGUCAAUUACAAAAACAAAUGCGGGAAUCAGAAGCACAAGUAGCACGACUGCAGGUACAGUUGCAGAAGAAGGAACGUGAAAUUGCACGGGUUAAAAAUAGUGUAACAGCUGUAAACAAUCGUCGUCAGACAGUAUCCCAUCAUACUGUUAUACCCAAAAAUGAUCAUUCAAAUGGACGAGCAGAUGAUAUACAGAAGGAUAUUAAUGUAGAGUUAAUGGCACUUGCAAAUCUUGAAAAGGAGAUUGAUGAACUAACAGAAGAUCGUGAUGAGUUAAGGAAAGCAUUGUCGCAGGCAAAGAAACAUACAGGAGGUAUGCCUAAUUGGAAAAAAGCAUUAAAAGGAUUUACUCUGCGCCUACAGUAUGUAGAGGAUGCUUUGCAGUCAGGUAAUCUUAACGAGGGACAGGAGUCACAAUACCGUAACGAAAAAUCUGAUAUUCAAAAAAAAAUUUCCCAAUUGAAGUCUCUAGAACCUGUAUUCGCACAAGCAUCUAAACAGCUGGAGGAAUUGGAUGACAACAUUGACACUCUUCAGGAGGCACGUAAGUAUCAUUUGCGACGGGUGCGUCGUCUUCAAAAUGAAGUGUCAACAUCUGUAGAGGGGACUGUUAGAGCGUCAGACCUACUACGGCGCGGAGUAGGAAACAACACCGCCCCAGUGAAGCAACGUGGAUGA